Messenger RNA from Microthlaspi erraticum, 396 nucleotides. The record is from the annotation of a GenBank genome assembly. NCBI's taxonomy places the organism in Eukaryota, Viridiplantae, Streptophyta, Magnoliopsida, Brassicales, Brassicaceae.
AUGAGAAGAAUCCAAGUGCUAGAGGGCGUGGUGCUAGAGGCCGUGGUAGAGCCGGUGCCCGUGGGGGGCAGAGCAGUUGCCCAUGGUGGCAGAGCUGGAGGCCGUGCAGGCCGGGGUCGUGGUCAUGGACUACCGGCUGAGUCCGGGGAGAGUGCAGCAUCGAGUGUGGUGACUGCGUCAGUGUCUCAGACGGUUUCAGUGGACAUGGCGAGUGAGGCCAGUUUUUGUACCGGUGGUGGUGCGGGGUUUGGGGCGGCCUCAGGUGUGGAUCUUACUCCAGCUCAGGGUCGUGAUGAUCUUGUUGUGGGGUUACUAACGCAGUUGCUGGCACGUUUCCCGCCAGCAGUUCCACAGCAGGCUCCGGGUGUGCCUCUGAUAUCACCAUAUUUUACAUGA